AACCCACCUGUUUGUCUGGGCUAGGAAAUGAAAUUUCAAAAUUCCCCUUACUUAUCCGGUGUUGGGACAUCCUACACACACUUGGCAUUUUCUAAUUUCUGAGCAACCAACAACCCGCUAAACAAAGCUUCUCUCUGCCUCUAAGGGACUCUCAGUCUCAGUGAGUCUGAAGAACCCAAAUGCGUAUCCCAUUCCCAUGUCAAAAACUCGAAGCUCUGUUUCAAGGUGAUGGACUGAUGAGUAAGCCUUUUUGGCGUGGUUCUUCUACAUGGAGGAGAGCCACUGCAGCAUUAACAAAGGAUCCUCAAACUUUGUUUUGAUGGGUUUCUCUGACAGACAUGAACAGGUGCUCCAUCUUCUUCUCAGACCAUUGUUUUCGACUCUUCUCUCAUCGGUCACACUUGGGUUUUGCUUCAAAUUAUUUGCCUCUCUUGUGUCUAAGAAGAUUUCUGAGCCAGGGACAUUCCAUCUCAGGCUCAACUGAUGCCAGACCUUUUCCUGAUUAUUCCCCCAAAAAACCAACCAUCAGAGACUCUGAAUUUGUACAUCAGAUCUCAACAGUAAUAAAACUACGCCGCUCUGAGCCUCUCCGCCGCAUUCUAAAGCCUUAUGAAUCCAAGUUCAGGCCUGACCACCUAAUUUGGGUUCUCAUGGACAUUAAGAAUGACUAUAAACUGGUUUUGGAUUUUUUUGACUGGGUGUGCCUACGGAGAGACCCAACACUAGAAGCCCGUUGUAUUGUUGUUCAAAUUGCAGUGGCAUCAAAGGAUCUAAAAUUGGCUCAUGAGCUUAUUCGUGAGUUUUGGGCAAAACCCAAUUUAGACAUUGGUCUUUCAUACUCUCAUUUUGUUGACAGGUUGAUAUACACUUAUAAGGACUGGAGUUCAGAGCCCUAUGUAUUUGAUAUUUUCUUUCAAGUCCUUGUUGAAGCUGGAUUGUUCAAUGAAGCAAGGAAAUUCUUUGACAAACUGUCGAAUUAUGGGUUGAUUCUCUCUGUUAAAUCUUGUAAUCUAUUACUUACUUGUCUCUCAAACAAUUCUGAUGGGAUUGAGAUGGCAAUAAAGGUUUUCAAUGAAUAUCCUGAAUCGGGUGUUUGUUGGAACACUGCAUCAUAUAAUAUCAUUAUUCACUCCCUUUGUCAAUUAGGGAAGAUAAAAGAAGCCCAUAAUUUACUUGUGCAAAUGGAGUUGAGGGGUUUAAUGCCUGAUGUAGUAAGUUAUGGUACUAUCAUAAGUGGUUAUUGUCAUCUUGGCGAACUGAAGAAGGUUUUGAAACUUAUUGAGGAAAUGCAAACAAAGGGAUUGAAGUCAAACCCCUACACCUACAACAGUAUAAUACUUCUUCUGUGUAAGGCUGGUAAAGCAGUUGAAGCAGAGAAGGUAUUCAGGGAGAUGAUGAACAAGGGCAUUUUUCCAGAUAAUGUGGUAUACACAACUCUUGUUGAUGGUUUCUGCAAGUUGGGUAAUGUUCCAACUGCAUAUAGGCUGCUUGAUGAAAUGAAGGCUAGGAAAAUUGUUCCUGAUUGUAUAACAUAUACAGCUAUUAUUCAUGGGUUUUGCCAGACUGGAAAAAUGAUGGAAGCAGUUAAACUGUUCCGUGAAAUGAUUAGUGGAGGGUUGGAACCUGAUGAAUUUACUUACACAGCGCUUAUUGAUGGUUAUUGCAAGGCAGGUGAGAUGAAAGAGGCCUUUGCUCUUCACAACCAAAUGGUUCAGACAGGGAUUACCCCAAAUGUUGUCACUUACACUGCACUUGCUGAUGGCCUUUGUAAAAGAGGUGAGGUAGACACUGCACAUGAGCUUCUUCAUGAGAUGUGUGAAAAGGGCCUUCAACUUAAUGUAUGCACUUACAACUCAAUUGUUAAUGGUCUUUGUAAAGCUGGAAAUCUAGUGCAAGCAGUAAAGCUGAUGAAGGAAAUGGAGACGGCAGGGUUCCAUCCUGAUACUAUUACUUAUACCACUCUCAUGGACGCUUAUUGUAAGAUGGGGGAGAUGGCUAAGGCGCAUGAGCUUCUGCGGGAGAUGCUGGAUAAAGGUCUUCAACCUACAAUUGUCACAUUCAAUGUGCUCAUGAACGGGUUUUGUAUGUCAGGAAUGUUGGACGAUGGUGAGAGGCUACUAAAAUGGAUGUUGGAGAAGGGCAUAAUGCCAAAUGCGACCACCUAUAAUUCUCUUAUGAAGCAUUACUGCAUUAGAAAUAAUAUGCGUGCCACAACUGAGAUUUACAAGUGCAUGUCUGUGCAAGGAGUGAUGCCUGAUAGCAACACUUAUAACAUUCUAAUAAAGGGGCAUUGCAAAGCAAGGAAUAUGAAAGAAGCUUGGUUUUUGCACAGGGAGGUGGUUGAGAAGGGAUUUGAUCUCACAGCUAGUUCCUACAAUUCCCUUAUCAGAGGUUUUUAUAAGAGGAAGAAAUUUAUGGAGGCUAGGGAACUUUUUGAAGAGAUGAGAAAACAAGGAUUGACUGCAGAGAAAGAUAUAUACAACAUUUUUGUCGAUAUGAACUUUGAAGAAGGGAACAUGGAAAUCACUCUUGAGCUUUGUGAUGAGGCAAUAGAGAAAUGUCUAGUGGAUAAAGUUAUGAAUGAAAAGACAUAGCUAAUUUGUUGGAGAUACUUUGACGUGAUUUUCGCGGACUGAAGCUAUCAAUUUUGGUUGCAUUUACCUGCAUGGUGGGAUGGUAUGACAUGCUAGCCUGUACCCAGAAUCAUGGUGUCAUUCAUUCUCCUGAUCUUACUUGAAUGGAUACAAGAAUCUUGGUGAAGUUUUUACCAGAUAAAAUUUUUGUGAGGAAACCAGGUACUCGCAUUCUAGCAUUUAGCCAAGAAGAGAAGCUGAAGCAGGUUUUUGGGUAUUACCAGUUUAAAUGGAAAUAAAGUCACUUCAAGGGAAAAUUUUAGAGCAAAAAGAGAUGAGUUGGAUUAGCAAUGUCAAUUUGACCAUAAGUCAGCAGUGUUCACACCACCUUAUGUGAUUCUCAUUUUUUAUCUUCUGACCUGGAUGCUUCCAGCAAAGGAAAAGUACCUCAAAAUUUUGUGGCUGUUGCAAACAGAGUUUCAUCAAUUGGAGCUCCUUCUCAACUGAAAAGGACACUUUCUCAGCAACAACAUAGUUAUCAGAUUACAAUAUAAAGCAUGGAAGAAAGAAAGAAAGACAGACACAACACUCUAUGCAAGUUAGUCAACUUUUUUCCACUUGAAUCAGUUGGCAAGAUAAUAGCUGUGACAUUUUCCUUCGAGCAAGUGUAGUUGCAGCGACUUGGACGAACUACUCUGUACACACCACUGCUAGCUAAAAUAAAAAUGUCUUUCCUGUUAUCCUCCCCAAACGAGUAUAUGUAACCCAGAGUUGGUAGGGAACUUCCUGGUAUGGUGCUGCAGUUGUUAGGAGAAUCAUGAGCACAACUAAAAGGAAUCCUAGUAGUAGUAAAGUUUCCACUAUUUUCAGGGCUUUCAGCAGCUGCCCAAAUAUCACUCCCAUACAAAUCUGCAUACAGGUAACUGAAUACACAAUGACAGUCAAGAUUGUUAGUAAGUGUUUACAAAACAUUACAUAUAAAUUAGAAAAGGGUGCUUUCUUACCUUCCAAACAUGCAUGGAUCAGUUGAGGAACGAUAAAAGUAUCCGCCUGAUAUUGCUGCAGAUCCUUCUUUCUUGUUUAUAUUAGAGUGGUUAUAUCCCAACACAGGGAAGAUAGGAUGAAUAGAGUUGGCAGGAGUAAUUCCUCCAGGAGAUUGCUGAGGAUUAAAGAGGAAGGGGCCUUCAUAAACAUGCCACCCAUAGUUCCCACCCUUGGUGAUUAUAUCUACCUCUUCAUAAUGAUCCUAUAGGAUUAUGACCACCAAUAGCAUUAGCAUCAAACAAAUAUGAUAACCAGCCAAUGCUAAGUAUAUUUUGUUGCUUGCUAUUACAAUCAAGAAAGUCUUGGCAAAAG
Molecule: messenger RNA, 3929 nt
Organism: Quercus robur (English oak)
Lineage: Eukaryota; Viridiplantae; Streptophyta; Magnoliopsida; Fagales; Fagaceae
Product: pentatricopeptide repeat-containing protein At1g05670, mitochondrial
Exons: 4
Coding region: 339-2594 (751 amino acids)
Molecular function (GO): protein binding
Source: RefSeq, a predicted model, not a curated record